Messenger RNA from Heterocephalus glaber (naked mole-rat), 850 nucleotides. Its product is annotated as hibernation-associated plasma protein HP-20-like. Lineage: Eukaryota; Metazoa; Chordata; Mammalia; Rodentia; Bathyergidae. Gene Ontology annotation, molecular function: protein binding. The record is from RefSeq and is a predicted model, not a curated record.
GAAUAUUAACCUUGAUGUGGACUCAGGUUGGAAGGCAUGAAAGUACUUAAAUAUCGAAGAGAUGACUGCACGGCAUUUGAGAAGUUCUUGCUACAGAGCAGCGAGGCACUGCUGGUGACCUGGCUUCAGGUUUUCAGCUGAAGCCGCAGUGAAACCCUUCACCUCAGGAGAAGCCACCCCAAGAGGCAGUAGCCAGCCUUCCUACCUGAGAAUGACGGAUGUGUGGAGACUGGCCAUAUCUGUGCUCAUGGCAAAUGUUCUCAGGGAUCAGGUCGGGAGCUAUGGGCCACCAGGGCCGCCAGCACCAAGGGGGCUUCCAGGACCUCAGGGGCCUCCAGGACAGUCAGGCCCACGUGGUGCCACGGGUCUUCCUGGUACCACUGAGAAAUGCCACUGCAAAGAAAGGUCAGCCUUCGCCAUGAAGCUCAGCGGAAAGCUUCCUCCAGCUUCUGGGCCAGUCCUCUUCACAGAGGCCCUGUGCAAUGUCCAGAGGGGCUUCGAGGAGGCCACCGGAGUCUUCACCUGCAGGGAGGCUGGGCAUCACUACUUCAGCUUUGGCGUGGAGCUUCGUCACUGCCAGGUCAAGGUGAGGCUGAUGAGAAACCACAGCCGAGUCUUGGAAAAGCAUCAGCUCUCUAGAGACGACUAUGGUGACCUUUCCGGUGCUGUCAUUCUGCCGCUGCGACAGGGGGACAAGGUGUGGCUGGAAGCAGAAGUUGUAAUUGAGGAACUGGAGCAAGCACACGUCUUUAUCUAUUUCUCAGGUUUUCUGACUUUGUCCUGAAACUCUGAGCCUUGUGUGACUGAUUCUCCACCCUGAAAGGGAAUAAAUCUGGUAUCUAGCUUUUCA